Selaginella moellendorffii is the source of this 1689-nucleotide messenger RNA. Its product is annotated as pentatricopeptide repeat-containing protein At4g02750-like. Gene Ontology annotation, molecular function: RNA binding; protein binding. The transcript has a single exon. The coding region runs from base 1 to 1689 and encodes 562 amino acids. Lineage: Eukaryota; Viridiplantae; Streptophyta; Lycopodiopsida; Selaginellales; Selaginellaceae. The record is from RefSeq and is a predicted model, not a curated record. Gene Ontology annotation, biological process: RNA modification.
AUGCUUGACAGGGCCAGCGAAGACAAGCUUGCUGUUGCGAUUGCAUCGUGCGUCCAAGUUGACACGCUGAAGCAAGUGCACUUGCGUAUCUGCCAGGAGUUCCCUCGGACCCCUUACCUGUUGAACUUGGUCGUGCAAAUGUACGCUAAGCUGGGCGAUCUGGAGUCCGCGUAUCAGACUUUUACAUGUAUCAAAGAGCCCAACCUUUACUCCUGGAGCCUCAUGUUAGCCGCAUACACUCAGCACGGACAGAUGCAGCAAGCAAGGCACCUGUUCGACAAAAUGCCCGAGAGAAAUGUCGUCGUGUGGACAUCCAUGAUAACAGGAUACUCUCAAGCCGGGAAUGUUGAGGAGGCCCGGUGCAUUUUCGACGUGAUGCCUGAGAGGAAUAUCGUGUCUUGGAGUGCCAUGCUGCAGGGAUACGCCCAAAAUGGGCACGUUGACGAAGCUAAAGACGUGUUUGACAGAAUGCCUAGGGUGAACGUCGUGUCUUGGACUGCCAUGGUUCAGACUUAUGCUGAGAACGGGCAUCUUGUAAAGGCCAAGGUAAUGUUUGACCAAAUGCCCGAGCGAAAUCUCAUAACCUGGACUGUUAUGCUUUUGGCAUAUGCCAAUGGUGGGCUUGUGCAUGAGGCAAGGGUGACGCUGGAGAGGAUGCCCGAGUUCUCGUUUCUCUCUUGGAACAUCAUGCUUUCGGCGUAUGCACAGCAAGGUGAUCACAACAAUGCAACGCGUACGUUUGAUGCUAUGCGAGAGAGGACUGUGACCAGCUGGAACGCUCUCAUUUUCUCGUGUGCUCAGAAUGAGUCCAUCAAGCAGGCCGAACACCUCUUCGAAACGAUGCCCGAGAGAAGCCUGGUGUCUUGGACCUCAAUGAUUUCGGCAUACGUAAGUGUUGGUUGCUUGGAGGGAUCGAAGUGCGUCUUUGACCGUAUGCCGGAGCGGGAUAUAGUCGCUUACAACACCAUCCUGCAGGCGUAUGUCCAGUCGGGGCAUUUGGACUAUGCAGAGACAUUGUGUGAGAAAAUGGCGAGGCACGACGUUGUAACGUGGACAACUAUGAUGGUAGGCUACGCCAAAGACAUGAACCUGUGUGCGUGCAAGGCUAUGUUCUACCUCCUGCCAGACCGCAACUGCAUGUCGUGGAACGCUGUUCUUGCAGCCAUUGCCCAGAACGGGCAUCUGGUAGCUGCGAGGCAAAUGUUUCAAGAGAUGCCAGAGCGUAACAUUGCCUCCUGGAACACUAUGAUCGCCGCCUCCUCGCAUGCUGGACAACCCGCCGCAGCAGUAAUGCUCUUCCACUUUCUCCAGGCGGAAGGCCUUGCUCCUUCGGACAUAUCAUUCACGAGCCUCUUGCAUGCCACAAGCCACGGGGGUGACUUGUCCGAAGGCUUGCUAUACUUCAGGUCGAUGGUUGCUGAUUAUGGUCAAUCGCCUCUGAGAGAUCACUUUUGUAACAUGGUCGACAUCCUUGGACGAGCCGGCUACACUCAAGAAGCCGAGGAACUUGUUAACUGCAUGCCAUUCCUUCCGAAAGAGGUGGAAUGGGGAGCCUUGCUUGGUGCCUGUAGGAUCCACAUUGAUGUCACCCCUGCCGCUCGAGCAGCCGAGCAUAUUCUCGAGCUGGAUCCAGACCACGGCUCCGCGCGUCUCUUGCUGGAAAGCAUCUACGCCGGUCUGCGAGAUUAG